UACAAUGAAGGUAGCUAAACGUGAUAUGGUGAGGCAGGAUAGUGGGUACGGGAAUUACGGGGGUACCUAGGGAUGGAGGGAAGGAUGGGCCAGGGAGAAGAGGUGGUGGUCUUGAGGGAGGAGCGGAAACGAGACGGGCAGGGUGCUCGCUUAAUGUGGAGGGGAAGUUUGUUCCACUGCAAGGGGGCAAGUUGGGAAAAGGAGCGUAAACGGUGAUUGUGCACAAGGAGUGGGGGACGGUUAGGAGUAGUGGGAGAGAUUGAGAGCGGGGCGGGAGUGGACAUUAAACAAGACGAGGGAAGCGAGGUACGGUGGGCCAAGGCCAUGAAGAGAUUUAUAUAUUAUUUACUUUUCAGUGGUACGUUGGGGAAAUUGGUGGAAGAAUACGGUGCCGAAGUGGAGCUCAAAACAGCCGUGAGUAACACUGCAUCAUCAUAAUCAGCAGCAGGAUUGUUCUAUCCACUGCGAGAUGAAGGCCCCCCCCCCCCAAACAGUCGCCAUCUUUCACAGUCUCGCGACACUACAUUACGUUGCCGUUAUUUCCGACAAUAUUUUUUAGUUUUUGCUGCUCCCGCUUUUCUGUUGGCUUGACCGCCACCUCCCGCAGGUGCAGAUGGCGGCCGCAACUCCAGCGGUGCGGAACAUCCCCGGGAUAUCGUUGGACGACCUCGGCCUGCAGUUCGUCCCGCACAGAGAAGCCAUCCAGUGCAUGGUGACAGAGUGGCAGAAUCCCGGGCACUUCUACGUGCAGCAAUUGACCUCGGGAACGGAGACCGGCUUGCGGGAGCUGCUCGCCCUGUGCCAGGGCCCCGAUGGGGUCGGGGGCCCUCCUGCCCGGCCCGGCUACCGGCCCUGGAAGGGGGACGUGUGCGCCGCACUCUUCUCGCAGGACCAGGUGUGGUACCGUGUGGUGGUGUCGGAGGUUGACGAGGCCCGUGGGUGCAUCCUCGCCUACUUUCUGGACUAUGGCAGCUGGGAGGAGGUGGCCUUUGAGAACGUGCGCCCACCGCCAGAGGCGUUCCGCAAACACCCUCCCUACGUGAGUCACGCGGACCGACGGCCCUUGUUUAACCGGGGAGCCAGGGCCUAUUCGUGAAUUCGUUACACUAAACUAAACAUUUUUUUUAUUUC
Molecule: messenger RNA, 1131 nt
Organism: Petromyzon marinus (sea lamprey)
Lineage: Eukaryota; Metazoa; Chordata; Hyperoartia; Petromyzontiformes; Petromyzontidae
Source: RefSeq, a predicted model, not a curated record